AUGGCAAUCGCGGUACUUUGCUCGACCUUGGGUCUCUGUUCCGUCUCAUCCUCAUCAAACCUACUACAACAACGGACCUCAUCCCCGAAGCAUCGACUCACUUCGGUCAAAUCAGUAACAUCCACGACUCCUCCGUCUUCUAGGGGUGUUCAACGGAGGCGGAAGAAUAAUGAUGAAAACGGAGCUAUGGUGGAAAAGGUGGUGGAGAAUCCGUAUGCCAAAGUGGAGGCGGCCCGUCCUGAUUUGAGGAAGAGCUUGUCCGAUUUUUUGGAGGAAGCGAGAGGUUUCAUGGGAGAUGGAGGAGGUCCACCUCGUUGGUUUUCUCCGUUGGAGUGCGGUGCUCAUGCUCCUGGCUCCCCUCUCCUCCUCUUUAUCCCUGACUUGGUGAAGCUUAUCGAGAAGAUUGUUAAGUCAGAGUACCAUCGGUUCCAAAACAGACCUAUAUACUUAGUUGGAGAAUCUAUUGGAGCAUGUCUUGCUUUAGAUGUUGCAGCCAGGAAUCCCAAUAUUGAUCUUUCUCUGAUCUUGGUUAAUCCAGGCACAAAGCUCUCUGUCUCCACACAUGUUAACAACUUCAUUUCGCAGCCUCUAUCGGAAAUGCUUAAUGCUUUACCAGAUGGUAUUCCAAAACUAUUGGAAGAUAUCUUCAAUGUUAAGCAAGGCGAUCCGCUGACUGGAAUGUUAGACGCUUUGUCAAAUAAUUUUUCUGGCCAGCAAAUGGGCGGAGUGAGUGGAGGGAUGCUAAGAGAUAUCCUUGCUGUUUCAACUAAUCUUCCUGUAACCACACAUGUCAACAACUUCAUAUCGCAACCUCUAUCAGGAAUGCUUAAUGUUUUACCAGAUGGUAUUCCAACACUAUUGGAAGAUAUCUUCAGUGUUAAGCAAGGCGAUCCGCUGACUGGAAUGUUAGAGGCUUUGUCAACUGAGUUUUUUAGCCAGCCAAUGGGCGGAGUGGGUGGAGGGAUGCUAAGAGAUAUCCUUGCUGUUUCAACUAAUCUUCCUACUCUUGGUAGGAUGUUGCCUAAGGACACACUGCUUUGGAAGCUGGAAAUGCUCAAGUCUGCUAUUGCUUCUGUGAAUUCUCACAUAUACUCAGUCAGAGCGGAAACACUCAUACUUCUAAGUGGACGCGAUCAAUGGCUACUGAAUGAGAAAGACAUUGACAUAUACUCGCGCACGUUGCCAAAAUGUAUAGUCCGUAAGCUUGAUGAAAAUGGACAGUUUCCCCUUUUGGAGGAUGGGGUAAAUCUGGCUACGAUCAUUAAGUGUACUUCUUUUUAUCGCCGUGGGAAGUCUCAUGAUCACAUUACGGAUUAUAUUAUGCCUACCACAUAUGAGUUAAAACAACAAGUAGACGAUGACCGAUUGGUAGUGGCUAGUACUUCCCCUGUAAUGCUGUCGACUCUAGAAGACGGAACAAUUGUAAGGAGCCUCGAAGGAUUACCUUCAGAGGGACCUGUUCUGUACGUUGGCUAUCUCAUGUUAUUAGGAUUUGACUGGGUUCCAAGGGUAACUCAAAUCAUGAAAGAGAGAAACAUUCACCUGCGGGGUUUGGCACAUCCCAUGUUCUUUAUAAAUCCCCAAGACUCGAUAGUCGACAUGAAGAUGUUUGACAAAUACAAGAUGAUGGGUGGAGUUCCAGUCUCUAAUUUCAGUAUUUACAAACUACUGCGUGUAAAGGCUCAUGUGCUUUUGUAUCCUGGAGGUGUCCGUGAAGCCUUGCAUAGAAAGGGUGAAGAAUACAAGCUGUUUUGGCCAGAACGAUCCGAGUUUGUGAGAGUUGCAUCGAAGUUUGGAGCAAAAAUCGUUCCUUUUGGUGUUGUUGGAGUAGACGACAUCUGCGAAAUUGUACUGGAUUCCAAUGAUCAAAGGAAAAUCCCAAUAUUGAAGGAUUUUAUGGAAAUGGCAACAAAUAUUGCUGGCAACAUAAGGGAAGGCGACGAGAGCGAAUUGGGAAACCAAGAUAUCUAUUUACCAGCAAUUCUACCUAAGGUUCCAGGGCGGUUCUACUAUUACUUUGGCAAACCAAUAGAAACAGCAGGUAAGGAGAAAGAGCUGAAAGACAAAGAAAAGGCACACGAGCUUUACUUGCAAGUCAAGUCUGAGGUCGAACAAUGCGUCGCCUAUUUAAAAAUGAAAAGAGAGAGUGAUCCUUACAGACACUUGUUGCCAAGGAUGUUGUAUCAAGCAACACAUGGUUGGUCUUCUGAAAUUCCUACCUUUGAUCUCUAA
Molecule: messenger RNA, 2232 nt
Organism: Camelina sativa (false flax)
Lineage: Eukaryota; Viridiplantae; Streptophyta; Magnoliopsida; Brassicales; Brassicaceae
Source: RefSeq, a predicted model, not a curated record